Molecule: messenger RNA, 675 nt
Organism: Pieris macdunnoughi
Lineage: Eukaryota; Metazoa; Arthropoda; Insecta; Lepidoptera; Pieridae
Source: the annotation of a GenBank genome assembly
AUGGCAAAACAUUUAAAAGCUUUAAUUGGACCAUCUAUUCUUAAUUCCGAUUUGUCAAGACUCUACGAAGAAUCUCAGAAACUUUUAGAUAAUGGAGCUGAUUACUUGCAUUUGGAUGUAAUGGAUGGCCAUUUUGUUCCUAACCUUACCUUUGGACACCCAGUAGUGAAGUGUCUCAGAAAUAAAAUUAAAGAUGCCUUUUUUGAAACCCAUAUGAUGGUGGCUAAUCCUGAACAGUGGAUUUCACCAAUGGCAGAUGCUGGUGUCAACCAGUAUACCUUUCACAUUGAACCAGUGGAUGAUGUUGAGAGAGUUUGUAGAAAAAUAAAAGAAAGUGGAAUGAAGGUUGGCCUAGCAAUCAAACCUGGUACUCCUGUGUCAGAUGUUGAAAAAUACAUUUCAAUGUCAGAUAUGGUGUUGAUAAUGACCGUAGAGCCAGGGUUUGGUGGUCAGAAGUUCAUGGAAGAUCAGAUGAUAAAGGUUCGGCAUUUAAGAGAGCAUUAUCCACUGUUAAAUAUUGAAGUUGAUGGUGGUGUAGGUCCUGCCACUAUUGGGUGCUGUGCUAAUGCAGGAGCAAAUAUGAUAGUCUCUGGAACAGCUGUGAUAGGUGCUCAAGAUCAAGCUGCUACUAUCAAACAACUUAGGGAUACAGUACAACAAGCAAUGUCUCAGUAA